Messenger RNA from Fragaria vesca subsp. vesca, 2253 nucleotides. RefSeq lists its product as uncharacterized. The transcript is spliced from 11 exons. The coding region runs from base 63 to 1949 and encodes 628 amino acids. The record is from RefSeq and is a predicted model, not a curated record. Lineage: Eukaryota; Viridiplantae; Streptophyta; Magnoliopsida; Rosales; Rosaceae.
UUUCUUCUUCGUCUUCUUCGUUUCUUCUUCUAGCUCCUUCGUCUCUGUUGAAUCGGAGAACAAUGAAGACCUCUCUCAGAAAGUUGCGAGGUCUCGCACUUCCCAAGCACGAAGCUAAGGACCACCGGAUCGCUCUUCAGCCGCUGGCUCAAUUGGACGAGCUCGCUCAGGCUUCUCAGGACAUGCAAGAUAUGAGGGACUGCUAUGAUAGCUUACUUUCGGCAGCUGCAGCGACAGCAAAUAGCGCUUACGAAUUUUCGGAGUCAUUGCGGGAAAUGGGUGCUUGUCUUCUUCAGAAAACUGCAUUGAAUGACGAUGAAGAUGGUGGUAAAGUUCUGUUGAUGCUAGGGAAAUUGCAGUAUGAACUCCACAAACUUGUUGAUAGCUAUCGCUCUCAUAUAUUCCAAACUAUUGCAGUUCCAUCAGAAUCUCUUCUCAAUGAACUUCAAACAGUUGAGGAGAUGAAGAUCCAGUGUGAUGAGAAAAGAGACGUAUAUGAGUAUAUGCUAAAAAGACAGAAAGAAAAAGGGAGGUUAAGAGGUGGAAAAGGAGAGACCUUUUCGGUGCAGCAAAUACAACUUGCUCGUGAUGAAUAUGAUGAGGAGGCAACUUUAUUUGUUUUCCGGUUGAAAUCUCUUAAGCAAGGACAAUCGCGUAGUUUGCUCACACAGGCAGCUCGGCAUCAUGCUGCUCAGUUAUGCUUCUUCAAGAAGGCACUUAGUUCUGUUGAAGCAGCAGAACCCCAUGUUAAAUUGGUAACUGAACAGCAGCAUAUUGAUUACAAGUUCAAUGGGCUAGAUGAUGAAGGGGACGGUGACAACGAUGAUGAUGAUAAUGAUGACGAUGAUUCCUCUUUUGUGAAUGAUGACGGAGAAUUAAGCUUUGACUAUGGAAAUAAUGAGCGAGAGCCAGAUGUUUCUACAACACGAAGCUCAAUGGAGUUGGAUCAGGUCGACAUCACCUUUCCCAAGAUAUCCAGUGUGGAAGCUUUGAAGGACAGACUUCGCAGAAAUUCAUUUUCGUUUAAGGGCAGGGCAUUCAGCCAAUCCGCCCCGCUCUUUCCUGAAAAUAAGUUGGACCAAACUGAAAAAAUGAGACAUUUGCAGCCAUCAUUAUCGCGGAAGUUCCACUCGUAUGUACUACCCACACCUGUUGAUACAAACCAUUCAGUUUCUACUGGACCUGGUAAUACAGUUCCCGAAACUGUACAGACAAGGUUAAGUGGCCGGCAGAAUUUGUGGCAUUCAUCGCCCUUGGAACCAAAUAAUGAAAAGAUCAUGGGAGAUAAGAAACCUGCUGGACCAACAGUAAUAAAUGCACAGUCAGUCCUCAGAGAAAGCAACAAUAAUAUUGCAUCCCAUCGAUUACCCCCUCCUCUUGCAGGUCGUAUGUUGUCUACAGGGCUGGAUCCCCUGGCUGCUUUUGAUUCUAAGAAGUUAAAAAGACUGGCGUUUUCUGGUCCUCUAACAAGUAAGCAUUCGUCUUCCAAGCCUGUAUCAGUUGGAUCUCACCAAAUGUUUUCUGGACCUCUGUUGAGAAAUCCAAUACCUCAACCUCCAUCAGUAUCACCACCUAAAGUAUCUCCAAAUGCAUCUCCUACUUUUAUGUCCUCGCCUAAAAUAAGUGAGCUUCAUGAGCUUCCUAGGCCUCCUGUUGGCUUGACCUCCAAGUCUGCAAGACCUCUAGUUGGCCAUUCAGCCCCCUUGGCACCCAGAGCACAAAUGCAAUCUACUUCAAGUAAACCACCGUUGUCACCUACAGCUUCUCCUCUGCCAACACCUCCUCAGAUCAUCCCCCGUAGUUUCUCUAUACCUUCAAGGAGUCCUAGAGUGACAGAGUUGCAUGUAUCUAAAUCACACGAGGUCUUUCCUGUUCCUGAAAAGUCUGAAGACGUUGCUUCACCUCCUUUGAGUCCAAUAGCCUUAUCUAACUCACCUAAGAAAUCAUAAGACCAGCUCUGAGAUUGUUGUCCGGGCUGUUCAAGUUAGAGGUGCAGAUUGAUUAAUUUCAUUUUUGGCGAUAUUUUGUUUCUAACUUGGCAACAAAAUGUUGUGGUGGAAAAAGAGUGUUCUCAUCCGCUCCCAGAGGUGCACAUUUGUAAAUAUACCUUUUGUCCAUGACAGUUCUCGAAUUUAUUUUGGUUGUCAAUUUUACUAGCAAGGUCUUUCAUACAACGGCAUGUGGCUUUAAAUCGUAUAAAUACUAGCGCCAUUUCUUCCAUCAAUCUCAGCAGUUUUGCAGUUUCUUUCCCAC